Messenger RNA from Lactuca saligna, 2920 nucleotides. Lineage: Eukaryota; Viridiplantae; Streptophyta; Magnoliopsida; Asterales; Asteraceae. The record is from the annotation of a GenBank genome assembly.
UGUAACUUCAAAAUCCACCAUCUCUAAAACAUGUUCACCAUCUUGUGCAACAAAAUUCUAACACAUUGUCUUUGCAAAUGACAUAGUAGGACAAACCUUAUUAACAGAGUUUGGAUGAUAAUUAACAAGCCACACAAGAUUCACCUUUUACUACAAAUACAAACAUAAAAAAUGAAAACACCUAAAUGACCUUUUUCUAUGUCCGGCUAAGGAAACAAAAACUUCAGAAAAAACGAACAUUAGCUAGCUCAUACUACAAUGAUCCUUGAAAAUGACAUUUUUUCUUCAAGAAUAUCCUUCAUCCAUCAUGCAUAUAACUAUUUAAUUAUAAACAACAAAUUACCAAUAGUAAAAGUAUCUUGUGGACAUGCAAGUAUUUCAUGAGCGAGGAGACAUUCUUUAUCCUUUGGUGAUGAUAGGAGAUGAUAACAAGCAGAUUAGUGGGUCCCGGGUAUAAAAAUUAGAGGCUAUGAUGAUUCCAAUGUCUAGCAAGACAGCAAUGGCCAAGAUUCUAUUCUUUUCCUUCAUUUUUAACCCUCAUUUUCCUUUUAUUUACAACUUCAACCAUUCAAAACAUAUACCCCAAAUCUUUCCAAAGUCCUUUCACUUUAUCUAAAUCUUCCAUCUCAUCCCACUUUCUGUUUAUCUUGUUUCUGUGUGCUUGAGUGAAAGAUUCUACCUUUCGUAGUCAACUUGUAUUUUCUUCUGGGUGUUUGGUUGAAUCAUUACAGUAGUUUCUUUUGUGCAGAGUGUGUGAUGCUGUGAAAGAUUGUACUUUUUUCUUCUCGUGUUGUACCUUUGUCCUAGCAAAUAGUCAUGAUGCUUCAGCCAUCUGCAGAAAAGGAAAACAAUCGAAAUAAAGACAACAAAGAGAAAUCUCCAAUGUGGAAAUCGGAAACCGAUAGCGUAGAGUCCGAGCUUUCUGAUGCGAAAAGAGCAGUUCGUGAUUUAACUUUAAAGAUCGAAGAAUCAAAUUCCAGAGCCAAAUUGCAGAGAAAACCAAAAUGGCGCCAAGAAGAAGAAGAAGAAGCAGGAACUUCAUUGAGGAGCGAGGAUGAUCGAUAUGAAAAAGUGAUGAAGGAACUUGAGCAUGUGAAACGAGAAUUGGAAAAACUUAAGCUCGAUAUGGCUCGCGUGUUAAAGGAGAAGAGGCACGCUGAGAGAGAAGCAAAAGAAUCGAAUUCUAAAAGGUCUAAUCUGUCUGCUUCCAUUGUAUUGAUGAAGAAAGAGAUUCAAGAACUGGGUGAGGAACAAGCUCUUGUUGAAUUAGCUCGAAUUGAAGCUGUUAAAGAAUGGGAAGCCAUUGAAGCGCAGAGAGUGGAAGAAGCGAAUCGCUAUAAAACUCAGGUGGAAGAGAACGAAAGGACAAGAGAUCUUCAAAUAACGCUUUCUGAUAUACACUUGUUAGAAACUGAACUGAAUAUGGCUAAAGAAAUGGACAAGAGAACUGAGGCUAUGUCAAGGAAUCAAGAAGGGUCUCCGUUAAACACGAUUACAGAAGAACUGGAGGCCGCAAAACGAGAACUUGCUUCCAUUAAAGGAGAAGGGUUUAAUUUCAUGGCUUCCAUGGAUAUCAUUAGAAAGGAGCUUAAGCAUGUUCGAGAGGAAACUGCUCGAUUAGAGAAAGCAGAACAGAAACGAGAGUUGACUGUUCAAAACCUCAACUCGAAGAUCUUAAGGGCAAAAGCCAGACUAGAAGCACUUACAGCUUCUGAAUCGAAAAACAACACAGUUGCAGCCAAUCUAUCGAUAACACUCGCACAAUUAAGAGCAGAAACCGAGAAAGCAAAGAAAGAAAAAGACGUUGUAGAUGAAGAAAUCGAAAACAUGAAGGGGGAAAUUGAUAAAACUGAAUUUGAAAUAGAUUUAGAAGAGGAAAAAUUAGUAGCUGCCAUGGAGGAGCUCAAAGCAAUCAAAUCAUCAGAAUCUGAAACCCUAGGAAAUCUAAGGAAACUGAUUAACACUACAGUAGAAGCUAGAGAAAUGGCUUCGAUUAACAGCUCGAUAAUCACAAUCACGGAUUUCGAAUACAAUUACUUAACGGGGAAGGCAGGUGGAGCUAAAGAGCUUGCUGAUAAGAAAAUCGCUGCAGCUGAGGCCUGGGUGGAAGCUUUGAAGGCAAACGAAAGAGAGAUAUUGAUGAAAUUUGAGAUAAAACAACGAGAAAUUAGGGAUUUAAGCAUUGAGGUAGAGGAAGAAGAAGAAGAAGACGUAGCAGAAGAAGAUCGAAGCAGUCGACAAACAAAGAUCGGGGCAAAAGUCAUGGCAUCGUCUCGGAAAUCAGUGUACAGAGUUGGGAACAUGGGAACUGCGAGACGGGUUAGAUCACAGAAGUUUCGAUCUCCAGCAUCCCGAUAUACCCCUAAAUCCGCUUCAUUGAAGAGUGAAACAGUGAUGCCAAAACUCAAAAAAUUGUUUAACAACGCAGCAAUGGGUGAGGGAAUGAUUUGAUGAUGAAGGUUUGUUGAGAACUUGAGAUUGUGUAAAAGCUGAAUAAAGAGCGUUGAAGAAGAAUUCAUAAGUCGUCAUUUGAAGUUUCUUUUAUAAAAGAAUGUAGAUGUAUAUGUAAACCGAGUACAAACACAUCGUUUUUGAACAUAAUUAAUGAUUUUUGAACAUAAUUUAUGUUUUGGUCACAACCCAAAGUUGGAGGCCUGAUCCACAAGAGAAGGGUUGUUACUUGUUAGGCGUGGUAGCAAGGCCAAAAUGUAUUCAAUGUUCGGCUAGAGGAACCCAUAAAGUAGUGGCUCUUAACUAGAGCAUAUGGUGAUUCCUGAGGUUUGUGGGCUUUGAAGCCAUAAAGGCAUAUUGUGAGUGUGAGUGUGAGUGUAUUUUCUACAAAUCUAAUAAAAUCUUUUUAGUUUGUAUGGUGAUGUAGUAUAAUAACUCUUAUCAUAUUACUUUGUUUUUUUAUUUUUAC